AUGGUGACUGACGAACUUGUUGGUGAUGUGAAAAGAGCAAGGUUUUUUUCAGUUUUAGCAGAUGAAGCAACAGAUUGCUCAAACAGUGAACAGAUGGCUAUGGUUUUGAGAUUUGUUGACAGUUGUUCAAUGAAAAUUCGGGAAGAGUUUUUAGGAUUCAUUCAGUGUAAUGAUGGAUUGUCUGGCGAAGCAUUAUCUGUAAACAUUUUGCAAUUUAUCAGCAGCCUUGGCUUACACAUGGAAGAAUGUCGCGGUCAAGGAUAUGAUGGAGCAGGAAAUAUGGCUGGCAAGUUCUCUGGAGUUGCUGCUCGAAUCCAGCGAAAUUUCGAUAAAGCUAUUUACGUUCACUGUGGUUCUCACAUCUUAAAUCUCUGCAUUGCAUCUUCCUGCAGUUUACCUGUAAUUCGUGACAUGAUGGAUAACGUGAGAGCUGUUUCUGAUUUCUUCAAUAAUUCUCCAAAACGAACUCUGGUGUUGCAAGAAAGCCUAAAAGUGUUACUGCCCUUGAAAGCCAUCAGAAACUGA
This is a messenger RNA of Dendronephthya gigantea, 525 nucleotides long. RefSeq names its product 52 kDa repressor of the inhibitor of the protein kinase-like. NCBI's taxonomy places the organism in Eukaryota, Metazoa, Cnidaria, Anthozoa, Malacalcyonacea, Nephtheidae. The transcript has a single exon. The coding region runs from base 1 to 525 and encodes 174 amino acids. The record is from RefSeq and is a predicted model, not a curated record.